GGGAGGCCGCUCCUCGGGUGCCAGGAGUUACCCCGAAAGACAAAGAGGGACCCCCGUGUGGGACGGCGCUGGCGUUCAGGGAGGCUGGGACCGCGCAGCGCAGACCCGGCGGCGACCUUACGCUCCCACCGCUUCCGGGGCCCGCCCCGCCCCUCCGGCCAGCGCCUCGCUCUUCCGAGUCUCUAUGGUACCAACUUCCACCGCGCGCCACUCCUCGCGAGACUUCGGCGGCGCAGCAAUGGCGAGAUCAUGCCGCGUCACUGCUCCGCCGCCGGCUGCUGCACACGCGACACGCGCGAGACGCGCAACCGCGGCAUCUCUUUCCACAGACUUCCCAAGAAGGACAACCCGAGGCGAGGCUUGUGGCUGGCCAACUGCCAGCGGCUGGACCCCAGCGGCCAGGGCCUGUGGGACCCGGCUUCCGAGUACAUCUACUUCUGCUCCAAACACUUCGAGGAAAACUGCUUUGAGCUGGUGGGAAUCAGUGGGUAUCACAGGCUGAAGGAGGGGGCAGUUCCCACGAUAUUUGAGUCUUUCUCCAAGUUACGCCGGACAACCAAGACCAAGGGGCACAGUUACCCACCUGGCCCCCCUGACGUCAGCCGGCUCCGGCGAUGCAGGAAGCGCUGCUCUGAGAGCCGAGGGCCCACGACUCCAUUUUCUCCACCUCCACCUGCUGAUGUCACCUGCUUUCCUGUGGAAGAGGCCUCAGCCCCUGCUGCUUUGCCUGCCUCCCCCACUGGGAGGCUGGAGGCUGGCCUCAGCAGCCCCUUCGCAGACCUCCUGGGGCCCCUGGGUGCCCAGGCAGAUGAAGCAGGCUGCAGUGCCCAGCCCUCGCCGGAGCGGGAGCCCGACAGACAGCCGUCCCCCCUCGAGCCACGGCCCGUCUCACCCUCAGCCUACAUGCUGCGCCUGCCCCCCCCGGCCGGUGCCUACAUCCAGAAUGAGCACAGCUACCAAGUGGGCAGUGCCCUGCUCUGGAAGCGGCGGGCUGAGGCCGCACUCGAUGCCCUGGACAAGGCCCAGCGCCAGCUGCAGGCCUGCAAGCGGCGAGAGCAGCGCCUGCGGCUACGGCUGAGCAAGCUGCAGCAGGAGCGCGCCCGGGAGAAGCGGGCACAGGCGGAUGCCCGCCAGACUCUGAAGGAGCACGUGCAGGACUUUGCCAUGCAGCUGAGCAGCAGCAUGGUGUGAGGGAGGGGCUGCCGGCCCCAGGGCUGCCUGUUGGGGCGUCAGCCUCUUCCUCCCUUGGAAUCCGCCUGGAAAGGGACCCAAUCUGAGCUGUGUCCACCAGACCUGCCAGAUGCCAUAAUAAAGUGGAUUCUAGGAGGCCCUGCUAUCUGGCUCAGCUGCGGCUGGGGCCCCUCCCCUGGAGUCUGAGCCCUCAGCUGUGGAGAGCAAGAAGUGCAGCUCUUGCCCGCCCCUCCUCAUGCAACUCCUGGCUCCACAGGGUUUUCUGAGGGACAGGAUGGUGUGAGCAGAGGCCAGGGGCAGCACCAGGAACCUUCUCCUUGGUACCUGUAACAGCCCAGACUCCCGCAGUCUCGUCUUUUUGAAAACACUCAUGAAACCCAGGCUAGACUCCAUUUGCAAGGACACCUGCAUGGCUUCCAUCCACUGGCCCAGUUUUGGCCCGGUCUGCCCAGAAGUCGGUACGGUACAGCACUUCAACCCCAGCCUGCAGACCAGCUACCCCCUUAUCCCUGGGCCUGGCUUAUCUGAAAAACGGACAAAGACAGCAAUUUCUGACCUGGCGCUGUAUGCUUGGCAAGUAGUAAAGGCCCAGCAAUGACACUUCUAGUCCCCAGAGGUCUGGGAAGAGGUGGGGAAGCUUGGAGGCAGCCUUGGGGGCAGCAAUCCCGGCCUCAACCUGAGUCCCUGUUGUUCUUCAAGUUGACUGGAAUGUAGGCUUCCCUGCAUCUGUGAUGGUGGCAAACAGCUCAGGGUGUGGGGUGGUUUUAACUGCACACGUAACCUCCCUGCUGGGCUUCGGCCACGGUAGCCCCAAGAGCAUAGCUGAAUUCUCCCUGGUCCUGGAAAGUGCCACACAAUGUUCUGAAAUUGGCUUUCUAGGAUCCUUGGUGUGUAAGUUCAUUUAUUCAUAUGUUUAGAAGAGAAAGUCAAGCGACCGGUUACAAGGGUCCACUGUAGAGCAGGGUUUGCGGAUCAUUCACUGGGGUU
This is a messenger RNA of Callorhinus ursinus (northern fur seal), 2178 nucleotides long. RefSeq names its product THAP domain containing 7 (gene THAP7). Lineage: Eukaryota; Metazoa; Chordata; Mammalia; Carnivora; Otariidae. Gene Ontology annotation, biological process: regulation of DNA-templated transcription. Gene Ontology annotation, cellular component: nucleus. The record is from RefSeq and is a predicted model, not a curated record.